Cherax quadricarinatus is the source of this 6679-nucleotide messenger RNA. The record is from RefSeq and is a predicted model, not a curated record. NCBI's taxonomy places the organism in Eukaryota, Metazoa, Arthropoda, Malacostraca, Decapoda, Parastacidae.
UGUGAAUUGUACCUGAGACUAGGUUAAGUCCUGUAAUUAUUUGCUGACAUUGUACAGGAAAUUGCUAGGUUAAGUUUUCACAUUGAUACACAUUUCGAUUGGGAUUUGAGAGCUAACAGUGUACAUUUUGAUUCAGAGUAGAGUCAAUAUAAUAAAGAGAACUGUUAAGCUUGUUGAGAAGCCUUGAGACUCGUUCAUUCUCACCUAAUACCGUUCGUGCUGUGGGGUGGGCUAAUUGAAGUACAAAUUAGUACCGUGAUCUUAACUAAACCGCAACUAUGGUAGGUGAAGAUGUAGUACCAGCUGUCCCAGCUCUAAGUCAAUUAAAGUGGUCUAUGGGAGCCUAUAAGGGGCGCCUGAGCAAAGCAUGUGAGGAGUGUCGUACGGUCAGGCAAGAUCAAGACGUAGACUGGGAGGAACUAGAGAGUUGCCUGAAACCUUUGGAGCAAAGACUGGAGGCCUUUGAGAGAUCAUUUAUCCUUUAUGAGACAGAGGCCUAUACUACAGGUGAGUCUGAAUAUACAGUCGAAGUAGCACGGACGGACUAUGACGAACGAAGGACAGAGUGUAAAGCAGAGAUGAGACUCUGCAGGCAGUUAAUAAAGACUUUGAAGGCCUGUACAGCAGGGGCAGCAAAUGUUUCAAGGAACACGAACAACAGCACACCUGUUAAUGUGUUGCCCAGAUUGCCCCAGUUGAAUUUACCAACGUUCGACGGAACCUUAACAGAGUACAUUGCUUUCUGGGAUCAGUUUAAAGCCCAGAUAGAUGACAGAGACAAUUUGUCAGAUGCCGUCAAAUUACAAUAUUUACAUUCACAGCUCAAGGGUAAAGCCUUGGACUUGGUCCGGCAUUACCAAACCACCGACACCAAUUACCAACAUGCCAAAGACCAAUUAAAGGACACGUUUGGCAACACUGAGGAGAUAAAGGUAGCUAUACUUUAUCGGUUGUUGGAUCUAAAGGCUUGUCGCCAUGACCGUCAGAGCCUAGAGAAGUUCCGAAUCGAAGUUAUGAGUUUGACGAAUAGUCUAAAAGAUUUACAUGAUUGGGGUUUUCGGAAUGGUUCAUCAGUCAGGUGAUUCAGAGGAAACUGGCUGGCACUACAGUGCAUGAGUUGCACUUAAAAUAUCAGACGAAUAGGUUCACGAUACAACAAAUCGUUGAGGGGUUGGGAGAUCUCGUUUCUCAUUUGAGUAUAGGUGUGAGAGAAGAGUCACCACCAUCGCCACAUAAAAACACAGAAAGUCACUCAAAGAUCUCGAGAGAUCAGUCUAAAGCUCGUACGACUAACGUUGGAGUGUACUAUGGUAAAGAAGUGUCUAAGGUAAGAACCUCUAAGCAGAACCUUAGAGGCACUCAUGCCAGGAUAUGUGUGUUCUGCGAAGACGAACACGCUAGCACGAGUUGCUCGGAGUAUACAACACUGAGCAGUAGGCAACAGAGACUAAGGGAGUUGAGACUCUGCUUCAAGUGUUGUGGGGAACACUUUGCGAGAGACUGUGGCACCCAGCUCAGUGAGUGUCGAGUCUGUUGCAAAGGUAAGCACCAUACUGCACUAUGUCCCAAUAAUUUAAGGGAACCCCAGGCUAGCAGGGAUAUCUCUCAGGUAGAGAUAGAAAGUGAGUCCGAGCCUGAAAUGGUAGCCAGCGUGAUUAGUGGGAGUGAAGUCUCUAAUCCGAGUGAGAAUCACGGAGGUGCUGCCCUACCUACAGUCAUGGCAAAGGUUGUGAAUGGGCACAGGUCCGAAACAACCCGAUUAUUCUUUGACCCAGGAGCACAAGUAUCCUUGAUAACAAAGAAGUUGGUGGCUAAAUUAAAGUUGAAGGCCACAAAGAAAGUUAGUAUGAUGUUGGGAGGGGCUAUAAGUCAGGUCCCACCCAAAUCUUAUGAUGUGGUGGAUGUCACAGUCAAAUUAGGUGGACAUCGCAGAGACAUUACAGCCUCGGUGGUAGAGACAUUACCCAGGGCAAUUACAGCGAGAGGUCUUGCUGCAGCAGCUAAGCGAUUGAAAGACCUUGACGUGAAGCUGGCAGACCAGGGAAUUACCACUGACACAGUCAGAAAUGUAGGUAUCCUGGUGGGAGCCAAUCAUAUAGAUGAUUUCCUGUCUACACGACGAACGUUUAAGGAAGGAAUUGGUUUAUACAGAUCCCCAGUAGGAUACAUCAUAGGCGGAAGGAUUCCACCUGAAUUCCCUGCCACGCCAGAUAGAGGAGAAGCUGUCCCCAUGAUAGCUGGGGGAGUAGUGAUAAUGAAUACCAGUAUACACUAUGAACCGCCAGGGAAGCUGAACCAGGUAGGUAGUGACGAACACUCAGCCACCUUGGGAAAACACUUUUACAGGGUACAUAAAGAGGGAGAUAGAUUGCCAUUAAAUCUAGGGAACCUCGUAACAGUGGGAGGAAAGGCUACCAAGGCAUGUGGGCCACUGGGUGGGAAAGUACGGAGCCACUCAGUCAAGGCUAGACAUACGAAAGACGUUAAAGUUAAAGGAAAGGGUGCUAAGACCACCGGAACCAACAAGUUUACACCCCCAGAGGUCCACGCAGGGGAAACUGGACGGUUGAAGUUAGACCGGAGUCUGCUCGACGAGAGUGGCCGGAUGGCACUCGUGUCCAGGGUCCGCCAUGGGGGCUCGCGGAAGAUGAACUUGAUUUAGACUUAGCGCCUACCUUCGCCGGCGGGAGGAUGUGGAAAUUUAUUUGGUCCCUAAAGUUCCACAGGACAGAUCCGGCAUGGCCGUAAUGGAACAGCUGAGCUGGGUGGCCCUUAAACUCACCCAAACAAAAAGCGUUCUCCCCAAACAUAAACACAUUUCUCUCCCCGGGGGUGGCGUGGUUGGUAAGCUUAUUUAAUUUAUAGAUUUACCCUUCAGGGAAGGAGUAAGUCGUUUUACUGGUAGUACACUAAUAUUAGAAUCAUUGAGGCAACUGUAGAUAAUAAUAAUGUAGACCUAAGACCUUAACAUAGGUAGUAAUAGGCCGAUAAUGUAGGCAAACACUAGGAUAAGUUAGCUAGGGAGAACUGGCAGCCCUAGUUUGAACGAAGAGACAAGGGUCUGGAAGAGAGACCAGCUCGUUCUUCUUAAGACAGACACCAACUGGACAAGACGUGCCGUGAUCAGCAGACGGCACCCCCCACGUGUCUUCACAUUUGAGACCUAGGGAAAUCUGGUAGAGGCACCUUGAUGUACCGUAGAUGACCUCCGUCAGGCCCAUACAGUAAGACAAGACCUCCACUUUAUCUCGUAGAUUUCUGGCCAGUGUCUGGGGAGAAUUGUGAGUGAGUUUGAUCUGUGGGCCCGGUGUGCAACAGGCAGUGCAUGCCCAGUAAGUACCAGUGUCUCUUGGCAGUCUGGAAGCUAGUGUCCGUGUCUGCAUAGUUGUACUAGGGGAUACAUACCCUCUUGGAUAUAGGAAUUUCUGAGGUGCAGGCAGGAUACUAAUAACGAUUGAAUAUUGCAGGAAUUAAGGCUCCCGGUUGCACGUGGUUUCUGAGGGGAAGUCCAAAGGGGCUAAGGCUAAGCUUUGGGAAGUUGAAGAUCAGGAUAUAUGCUGCAACACCAAGCAAUUGUGGAUGUGGUGGAGGCAAGUGAUAGUUGUAGCAGGUAAUAGUUGUGGAACUGAUUAUCAUGUGCACAGGUAUGGUACAGACACAUUUUCAUAUCAACAAGUAAUAACAAAUGUAAUGAAUAGAAAACUAUUAUUUUUGUGUUUUGCCAAAUUACAGAGCUUUAAAUAAAAUUUUGUUUGAUAUUUUUGAGAGGGUCUUAUAAUAAUUUUUAUUUCUACAAGUACAUGUACAACAUACAGGAGGGCCCCCACUUUAUGGUGAUUUGCUUAUACAGACAUUUCAGAUUACAACCAAAAAUUUGUUAAUACAACUCCAAUUCGCUAUUAUGGUGUCUGCGCACCACUGUUUACAUCCUCCACGAGCUCCAUAUCUGUUGAUUAUGUCUGGAAACUUUCCAAAAUUUUGAGUGUUUUAAAGUUAUUGCACGUUCUAUAUAUACAGUGGAACCUCAGUUUUUCAUAGGAUUUGGUUUUCAUAGGAUUUGGUUUUCAACUUUUUUCAUCUAAAUUUUGUCCCAGUUUUAGUACAUCCGCUCAAUUUUCGUAGAGUUCACAAUGGUCCGUACUAAAUGCUUCUGCCUGCUCGUGCCCACGCAAAGCAUCCCACGCUUUCUGACUCAGUCUGGCAUUGUUUCUCAUUGAGUGAACAUUACCCCACGCGUUCAGAGUGCCAGCUCUUUGAUAAAGAAGGCGAGAAACGCUAUAUAAUUCAAGAAAGAACUCGUAGCAAAGUGGAAAGUAGCAAAGUAUAAAAGUGACCGGAGCUGAGAAAAUUGCUUCAGAGGAGGAGGAAGAGAGAGGGGAGAAUGUGCCUUCUUCAGUGAUUAAGGACAUGUGUGCAAAGUGGAAUGAGUUGCAGUUUUGUGGAGAAAUAUCACCUUAACAAAACUGUUGCAAGCCAUGUCUGUAACAUGUUCAGUGACAAUUCCUUGUCCCAUUUUAGGCAAAUCUUAAAGAGACGCCAGAAACAGACCUCUCUGGACAGAUUUUUUGUGCGACAGGGUGCAGCGACUCUCAAGCUGGUCUUAGUGCCAGUAAAUGACAAAGAAGGGAAGUAACCCCAGAUAGGGCCUUGAUACCUGAAGCCCUUAUGGAGGGGGAUUCCCUUUCCAAACAAUAACCUCUCCUCCUUCCUCUCCCCUGCUCACCGUCUUCGACAUGCCAAAAAGAGCCUUCAAUAAAGGUAAAAGUGAUGUUAAAUGUUCAUCUAUCCAUUUCGUUAGUCAUUUAUAUUUAUUUGUCAUUGUUUUCUGUAUUUAAAAUUAAGUUAUUCUCUAAAAAUGUAUUUUUUGUUAAUAUUUUUGGGUGUUUGGAACGGAUUAAUUGGAUUUACGUUAUUUCUUAUGGGAAAUAUUGCUUCUGUUUUCGUCUGACUUUCUGGAAUGACUUAAUAACAAAAACCGAGAUUCCACUGUACUCUGAUAAUUAUACUUGUGUGUACCUAUACCUAAAUAAACUUACUGUGCUGGCAUGCAUGCAGGUUCACAUUAAAAUAACUGUCUCACUAGUGUUGAAGACUUAAUAAUUACUCUGGGCACUUUAAAUGUUGUAUGUUACAUUAUUAUAAACAUUUUCUUUAAUCCAUCUAUAUUUUUUCAAAGUUUUAUAAAUAAUCUCUAAACAUCAUAUAAACAUAAGUACAACCACAGAAUAAAAUUGACAUAAAUAGGUGGUUGCCAGACAGCUUGUAGUUUUGACAGCAAGAAUUCCGCUUUCUCUAGCCCAUCACCAUAGAAGCUGUGAACAGUAUUGUAUUACUGGGAUAACUGUAGAAAAAUAUUCUUUUUGUAUGCCUUCACUCAUACUAUCAUUCCCUCUAAAAAUGGUUUGUUGCAUGAGAAUAGGAGUACUUCUGUUACAUGUAUAUCUGCUGCACCAACAUGAAGACAACUUGUGCACAAUAUAAGGUGUUUGUAUUGCGGGGAAAGAACUUCACAGACACAUGCAUUAUGCGAAAUGAAUGUGUAUGAAUUGCAUUUCUCUGACUGCCCACCACCCGUUCUCUCUGUUUACAAUCUCCUUGUUUCUCGAGUUUACAAUGGCAUCUAAGGGUAGUCGUGAUAAAAAGAGGAAUCAUAAGCCUCUUACUUUAAAUGUUAAGUUAGAAAUUAUUAAACUCGGUGAAUGAAGUAUGUCGAUGGCAAGAAGCAUAAUGAUGAUAAUCACUCUGGGGCACUUUAAAUGUCAAAUGAUGUUAUAGACAUUUUCAUUAAUCCAUGUUUAAACUCAAAGUAGUGUGUCAGUGGCAGUAAGCAUAAUGAUAAUCUCUCUGGGGAGCUAUGAUUUUUUUUUAAUUAUAAAAGAAAUACGUUACAUAUUAUAUAAAGAAAAUACGUAUAUACAGUCACAGUAAAAUACAGGGGGGGGCCCCACUUAUAUGGCAGGUUAGGUUCCAGGCUGCCACCAUAAUGCAAUUCACCCCUUUAUUCACUUUUAAAUGCAUAUACGUAAAUGCCUGAUUUCAUGUUUACACUCAAUAUAUAUAUUAAGUUAGCAAUAGAACUAAGCAUAAAAACAAUAAAAAAGGAAAAUGCACAUACAGAUCACUCAUUACUUUAAAAUAUUUGUAGUCUUAAUUCAGGGUGAGAGGGUAGUAGUAUUUAUUGUAGGAAGCCAGGUUUGGUAGCCUGCCCAGUUAGCACACCUCACAAUUAUGUUUAUUUAUCUUGCUAUGAUUAUAUAUAUUUUCUUUUUGUGUAGCAUAUUUCUUAUAUAAUUUUGAAAAAAAAAUUAUGCUUGUUGCCAUCGACAUACCUUGUUCACUAAGUUUAAUAAUUUAGUUUAAUAAUAUCUAACGUGGCAUUUAAAGUAAGAGGCUUAUGAUUCCCCUCUUUUUAUGACAACUAGCCUUAGGUGCCAUCAUAAAUGAGAGAGAUGCAGAGAAUAUAAACAAACUGAAAGUGAACGGGUGGCAAGCAGUUAGGCGAACAGUUCAAAUGCCUUCAUUUUGCAUAAUGCAUGCGUUUGUAUUGUGGGGAAAAACUUCACAAACACCUUAUAUUGUGUAUAAGUUGGUUUUCACACUGGUGCAGCAAAAUAACAGCAACAUUUCCAUUCUCAUGUAGCACACCAUUUUAACCCUUUGACUGUCGCAACCCCCAAUC